AAGGCGGUUUGUAAAAGUCUGGCUGGAGCGCGAGAGAGAGAAAGAGUGAGAGAAGAAGCCAGACUCUUUUUGGGGGAGUAUAGAGAGGAAGGAAAGAACAAGACUAAGUAAAAGUAAAGAGGAAUAAAAACAGGCAAAGGAAAAAAGGAGACGAGACAAGGAGAAAGCCACGGAGAGAAAUCUGGCAACCCGGUGGUGAGAGAGCAAGUGGAGAAAGCGCAGCGCGGCAUGGUGCAGCAGCAGGCGCAGCGCGGGGACUGCGAGGGCGCGGGGGGCCGGGGGGAUGCCGGCGCCGACUCGGAUGAGAGCGAAUUCGCGGCGAGCAGCCCCGCGCCCGGCGCCGAGGCCAACCCGGACUGGUGCAAGACGGCCACGGGGCACAUCAAGCGGCCCAUGAACGCUUUCAUGGUGUGGUCCAAGAUCGAGCGGCGCAAGAUCAUGGAGCAGUCGCCGGACAUGCACAACGCCGAGAUCUCCAAGCGCCUGGGCAAGCGCUGGAAGAUGCUGAAGGACAGCGAGAAGAUCCCGUUCAUCCGCGAGGCCGAGCGCCUGCGCCUCAAGCACAUGGCCGACUACCCCGACUACAAGUACCGGCCAAAGAAGAAGCCCAAGCUGGACGGAGCCGGGACCGGAGGCUCCAAGCCGGAGAAGCUGGCGCACUCGCCGGAGAAAGCUGCGUGCGCCAAGGCGGCCAGGAGCUCCGCCGCGAGCAAGCGCUGCCCCAAAACCAAGGUGAGCGGCAAGAGCGGUGCCAAAUCGGCGGCGCACCAUCUGAACCAUCAUCACCACCACACCAAUAAUCAUCAUCACCAUCAUCAUCUUCAACAACACCAGCAGCAGCAGCAUGAACAUUUCAAGUUCCAGCACCACAGCGACGAGUACACGCUGAAGAGCGCGAGAAGUACGGCGACGCCGGUAAAGAGCGCGCGGAGCAGUCUGGACUUCACGGACGACGACGAGGAGGAAGACGACGACGAUGAUGAAGAAGAUGACGACGCCGAAGAGCACAACAACAACGCCGAGGACGAGUGCGAGGAGCGCGCGCGCGUGCCCGCCAGCCCCACGCUCAGCUCACCGGGCGAGUGCGAGGGUGCGAGCAUGUACGAGGACGUGCGCGGGGGCAGCGGCGGCGGCGCGCGCCUCUACUACAGUUUCAAGAACAUCACCAAACACCAGCAGCAGCUGCAGGGCAGCGCGAGCGCGGGUGCCUACUCGUUCGCGCACUCGGCAUCGGCCUCGCCGGCUUCGUCCUCGUCCCGCUCAGCCUCCACGUCGUCCUCGAGCUCGUCGGACGCGGACGACUUGCUGUUUGACUUCAGCCUGAACUUCGCGGCGGCAGCAGCGGAGAACAGCGGACAGAACGCGGGGAGCCUCGCGCUCUCGCUCGUGGAUAAAGACUUGGACUCGUUCAGCGAGGGCAGCCUGGGCUCCCACUUCGAGUUCCCCGACUACUGCACGCCCGAACUGAGCGAGAUGAUCGCGGGGGACUGGCUGGAGAAGAACUUUUCCGACCUGGUCUUUACUUACUGAGUACGGACCCGAAUUUACCAGAGUUUACCACAGUACAAACAGUAACAGUAGCCUAAUAACAAUUAUGCGAUUCUGCUGAUGCUGAUGCUGGUAAUCAUAUGAUAUUUAUGAUUACAAUGCCUGCACAACACGUCUGAGGAGAAAAAAAGGCGUCCUGUAGCUGAACUAGGCUACAAGUUUGGUUUGGUUGGGUGCCCUCCUCGCUGUGUCUGUCAUUGAUUGAGUCGGAGCUGAGUAUAAAGAGGAGGAGAAAAAAGGAGGAGAAAGGAGGAGGCGUGGAGACAGAGAGAGAGAGAGGGGUUUGAGGAAGCAGAUGCGUAUGAAGCUGGUACUGUAGCAAAAAAACAACACAUAAAUAAUAAGAGGAGAGAGAGAGAAAGUAAGAAAAAUAAAAAAAUAAAAUCAAAAAAGUCUGCAGACCUUUUUAUAUCUAGCAGCAUGACAGGGUUUUCUGGAUUUUUUCGUAGGUCUCUACACUCUUACUGAUCAACUGUUCAACAUGGAUCACGAAAAGGAAAAAGAAAAAAAUCUUAAGAACUUCUAUGCAUCCUACCCUCUUUCUUUUUAACUGCAGGGAGCUGAACUCGUUGAGACUGUGGACUGAGUAAAAAAAAAACAAAAAUCUGAACCGUGAACCGUUCCGUUCAUGUUUUGUUUUUGUUUCUCCGUUAUUUUUUUAAUCUCCCGGGACGUUUUGCGUUCAAACGGUCGUAUGUGACGUUUCUUAAAUGCCGUCAAAACAAAACAAGGUUUAUUGUUUUUGUAAGACUCCGACUCCGUUUUCUGUACCGGUAAGAAACUUUAGCAGCCUAACACUCCCUCUCCCAAGUGUCGCAGGGGUUUUGGGAGGCGGACACAUUUUGAUACAUGAACAGACCUCAUCUUUUUAAAAGAAAGCAAACUAUUUUCAGGCAUAUUUUUGUACAGGUCAAAGGGAAUGUUCUUACUGUGCGCUCAGUGAGUUUCAGGCACUUCUUUCCCUUUUUUUCUCUCGUUCCUUUUUUGUUUAGCAUGCAAGGGAGUCCUGAUUUUAAGAAUUAAGUUAAACUAAGACUUGCAUCACUCGAAAAAAUAAAAUAAAAUGAAAUGCCUUGUGAUUUUAAGCUAGGGUUUUUUUUUUCCACUUUUUGUACAGUUGUAGAUCAGAUUUGUUGAGUAUUUGUAGAACAUAUGGCAUUUGUGGAGAGAGAGAGCAAGACAAAAAAAGAGAGAGCGAGAGAGAGAAAGAGAUGUACCUCCAUGCUGGUGGUACUAGUUUCAAGAUUGUAUAUGUACUGUAAAAUAGUAAAAGUUAGGAGUUUAUGUAUAUCAUACUCGUGAUAUGUGGAUGGGUCCCAAAUCGCAGGUGUGAAACUGGAUUUUUCUUUGUUUCUUUAUUUUUUAAUGGCACAUACUGUUUCCCUCCUUUAUUUUGUUUGUGCAAUAUAUUUACUUGUAAAUGCAGACCAUCUACAUUUUUUGUAGCAAAUGAUGGGCAGGCAGACGCAAGUGGCUAUCAUCCACGCUGUUGUCUACGCUAUCUGGCUCUCGUCAUGAUCCUAAAAUCUGACUAGGCAGCCGUGUGGAUAGAGAAGGCAUCAGCUGGAACUGAUAGGCAACAUGAAAGUGACCACAAGGCAGUGAUGCAUUGCUGUGGAAAAUACCAGCAUCCCUAUACAAUAAACAAACCUCUGAAGCUGGGGGUUUGACACCCCUCAAGAAACUGUAAAGUUUUUGGGCAAAAAGAAAACCUGUCAAACCAGGCGAGCUUUGGGUUUGUAGGUAGUCUGGCUGAAAAAAAAAAAAAAAAAACGUCAAGCAAGCAAAAAAAAGUACAUUCCAUAUCCUUGUUUCAUAUGAUGGAACGUUUUAUUUUCAACUUAAGAACUGCCUUCUUUUCUAAAAAAACAACCAUAAAAACCUGUAUUUUUUGUUUCUUGCACUUAAGCAGAUUUUGUUUAUUUGAUGUGGGUCUUAACAUGAAGUCUGUUUUGAAUACAUGGAUGGGAAUGUGAAAGAUGGGACAAGCAGCUGAAGUGUUGAACAGCAGCAGUUGCCUCACAUUCCAAGUGUGAAUCUAUCUCUUUGACUCAUCUUUUAAUAAACAAAUAUCUACACCAUAA
This is a messenger RNA of Astyanax mexicanus (Mexican tetra), 3632 nucleotides long. RefSeq names its product SRY-box transcription factor 11a (gene sox11a). Gene Ontology annotation, molecular function: RNA polymerase II cis-regulatory region sequence-specific DNA binding; DNA-binding transcription activator activity, RNA polymerase II-specific. The record is from RefSeq and is a predicted model, not a curated record. Lineage: Eukaryota; Metazoa; Chordata; Actinopteri; Characiformes; Acestrorhamphidae. Gene Ontology annotation, biological process: positive regulation of transcription by RNA polymerase II; negative regulation of transcription by RNA polymerase II; anatomical structure morphogenesis. The coding region runs from base 229 to 1530 and encodes 433 amino acids. The transcript has a single exon.